AUGGUCGGGAGUGAAGGGUUGGCGGGCGAGGGGAAUGAGUUCGUUGAUGCGAUUCGGAAGCAGACGAGUAAGAUUGAGGCGGUGUUGGAGAAUGUUGGGGAGGUCAUUAAGCCUUACCUGGGUCCAUUAUCCCGCUUUCUGAUCAUCUCCACCUUCCUCGAAGACGCACUCCGCAUAACCACCCAGUUCAGCGACCAGCUUGCCUACCUCCAGCAAUACCGCCACUUCCCCCGCGGCCUGAGCCAUUUGUUCUUGAUGCUGAAUGUGAUCGUUAUGGUCGGUGCGAGUGGAGCUGUGGUGGCGAAGAAGAGGGUUGAGUGGGCUGUUGGGGGGUUGUUGGGGGUUGUUGUGGGACAGGCUGUGGGGUAUGGAUUGAUUUUCGAUUUAUCGUUUUUCUUGCGCAACUUGAGUGUCAUCGGUGGAUUAUUGAUGGUCCUCUCCGCCUCCCUGACCGAAAAACAAAAACACUCGACACGUUCGCUAUUCACCCCCCUAACAACCCUAACCGACCCCUCCCACGCCCGCACGACCUACUUCACCCUCGCCGGCCGCACCCUCCUCAUCUUCCUCUUCCUCUCCUUCAUCUACGGCUCUCAAUCCCCUUGGUCAAUCUUCCGCAUCCUCUGGACCCUCGUCGGAUUCGUCGCGUGCCUCAUGGUCGUCGUCGGGUUCAAGGCGAAAGUUUCGGCGACCGUGUUGGUGAUGAUCCUGAGUGUCGGCAAUGUAUUGAUUAAUAAUUGGUGGAGUGUCCAUUCUGCGCAUCCGAAUAGGGAUUUUUUGAAGUAUGAUUUUUUUCAGACGUUGAGUAUUAUGGGCGGGUUUUUGUUGUUGGUUAAUGUUGGGCCUGGGGGGUUGAGUGUGGAUGAGAAGAAGAAGGUGUACUGA
Messenger RNA from Saitoella complicata NRRL Y-17804, 885 nucleotides. RefSeq names its product SURF4-domain-containing protein. Bases 1 to 885 code for a protein of 294 amino acids. The transcript is spliced from 3 exons. NCBI's taxonomy places the organism in Eukaryota, Fungi, Ascomycota, Saitoellomycetes, Saitoellales, Saitoellaceae. The record is from RefSeq and is a predicted model, not a curated record. Gene Ontology annotation, biological process: Golgi organization. Gene Ontology annotation, cellular component: endoplasmic reticulum; membrane; endoplasmic reticulum-Golgi intermediate compartment.